AUGGAUACGGGCCGUUCAACAGGUGCCCAGCAGCCAGAUGGCUUGCGUGAAAGAGUGUCUCGCCCUGAUUCAACUGGGGGUCGAGAUGCUUUGAAUGCCAGUGGGGAGAUCGACAUCAGGAAGGGCAAUGGCAAGGACCAGAAGACCUUUGGGCGGACGCCCGCUGGAACAGUGUUCACGGUGCCCCAAACCCAUGAUAUGGUCUCCCAGCUCUUGUCGCCAUCCGAACCCAAGAACAUGUCCGAUGCGUUUGUACUAGUGUUGUUGGCUCUCCACAUAUCGCUUCUCUGGGUCCUCCCAGCGGGCGCCAAGGUGCCGGUCUUUGCGGUCGUGUACCUCUUUUGGCGCGCGGCGUACAAUGGCGGGAUUGGAUGGCUGCUUCACAAUCAGUCGCAUCAUAAGACUAUGAUUCGAUGGGCGGAGAAGACCAAGGUCUUUGUCAACCCGGCCACGGGCGACAACCCUCAUCCUACUCUGUACAAUUGGAUCAAGCGCGAGUUGGAAACCAAGAUUCCGCAUGAUUACAAUUUUGACAAUGCACCCAUUGAAUACAACACAUGGCUUGUCUUUAGACGUCUCGUGGACGUGAUCCUGAUGUGUGACUUUACUUCCUACUGUCUGUUUGCGAUCGCUUGCGGUCACCGACCCGUGGAUGAGAGUAUGAUCAUGACUGUCCUCCGGUGGACCGCGGGCAUCGUGCUCGUGUUGUUCAACCUCUGGGUCAAACUAGAUGCGCAUCGAGUAGUCAAGGAUUACGCCUGGUACUGGGGUGACUUCUUCUAUCUCAUCGACCAGGAAUUGACCUUCGACGGUGUAUUCGAGAUGGCGCCACACCCCAUGUACUCGGUCGGCUACGCAGGCUACUACGGCAUUUCUCUUAUGGCGGCCAGCUAUAAGGUCCUCUUCAUCUCGAUCAUUGCCCAUGCAGCACAAUUUGCCUUCCUGGUACUCGUUGAGAAUCCACACAUUGACAAGACCUACAAUCCGCCACCACCCCGAAAGCGAUCCGUCUGUGUGGAUUCGACCUCCAGCCUACCUCUCGAAUCAGACUCCCCAUCAGCGCCAACCGUGUCUGACGACCUGCUUCCCAACGCGCCUACAUCGUACUCGGCCAAGCCCCCGCCGUCGGUGCAUAACCUCCUCGGAUUGAACAACCUGGAUUUGUAUAGAAUUACGGAUUCGUCCAUUAUACUCAUACAAUUGCUAGUUUUCGCCAUUGCCGCCUUGACACCAUCCACUCCGUUGUACCAAUUCCUGUUCAUGGUCAAUGCCGUGGCUUGGCGCGUGUGGUUCACGGUAGGCAUUGGUUAUCUGCUCAACAACCAAUCCAACAAUAAGUCCUGGACUAGACACUUCCUUAAAUUUGGUGAAACCCCGCAAGAGGCGUGGAACCAGUGGAAGGGCACCUACCACCAAAGCAUGAUUAUGUGUUACGCAAGCUUUAUUGCCGCCGCAUGGAAAAUGUACACUUUCCCAACCGAUUGGGGUUACGGCUUGGUGCUGUUCCGUCACGUUCUUGGUAUGGGCCUCAUCGGUUUGCAACUAUGGACCUCGGUCAGCAUCUACGAUUCUCUCGGCGAGUUUGGCUGGUUCUACGGAGAUUUCUUCUUCGACGAGUCGCCCAAACUCACUUACGAUGGUAUCUACCGCUUCCUGAACAAUCCCGAGCGUGUCCUUGGUCUCGCAGGUGUCUGGGGUGCAGUCCUCAUUACCAGCAGCGGUGCAAUCACCUUUUUAGCUCUUCUAAGCCACAUCCUGAGUCUUGCUUUCAUCCAAUUCGUGGAGCGUCCGCAUAUGCAGAAGCUGUACGGCCGCAGCAUCCGCCAGGAUGGAGGUGUUGUCAAGAACCUGAAGAAGUCCUUGCCUUCGCCCCUUAAGGAGCUCCACGGCAGCGUCGACAAGAUGUUUGAUGACUCCUUCGAGUUCAUUGAAGAGAUUCUAGACCUCGCUCGCCCUAAGCUCGCUGCCGGUGUGAACACUUUCGUCAAAGAUACCACUGCCCUCUUCCAGAAGUACCCAGCCCGUGUCACCAUCUCUCGAAUCGACGCCGAUCUGGCCGGUCUCGACUUGAGCGAUUACUCCCUCUCUGUCGAAGGCACUGAGGCCAAAUCGCUCGACGAAAGCGCACAGGGUAAGGGUCGCGAAGGUGCCAACGCCCAAGCUCCCCUCGACCGCCGAGGCGACCUGAAGAAUUUGACGUUCGAAUACGGCGCUCCAAUCAAGGUAAAGUGGACUGCUCCUCUCAAUCACAGCAAGAAAGACUGGAUUGGUCUCUACCGUGUUACGGAUAGCUCCUCGAGAGAAGUCUCUCGUGUUUCCUCGCAGGGUCGUUGGGUCGCUACGAACGAGGGCUUCUACGACAACUUGACUUGCGAGAAGGGUAUCAUCACCAGCGAUGUCGUUGUCAAUUCCAACAUAAAGGGUGACAAGCACGGGCUUGCAUCCGGCGAGGUUGUAUUCACUGGCGACAAGCUCUUCUGGACGCAGGGUGUCUUUGAGUUCCGCUACCACCACAAUGGCAUGCACAAUGUCAUGGCUAUUUCCAGACCAUUCGAAAUUCGCAUUCGACGCUUUGAUGAGGACAGUUCCAUCGUUGAUAGCGAUGGUAUCGUGCAAACUGCUGUCGAGAAUGCCUUGCUACCUGUUGUCCGCAACUGUUUCGAUCAAGAUCCCGAGAUCGCACCUGAGUCUGUGGAAGAGCAGUUCGGCAGUCUCGUGGAGCGCGAAGGCAAAUUCGCAAAACGUGUUGUCUUUGCUGUUCACCAAAUGUUCGGUGUCGAAUUGGCGCCUGAAGUCGUCAAGGCCGACGGCAACGUCCGCAACCUUGCUUGGAGAAUAUGCAAUGCCAAGAAAGUUUUGGCCCCCUAUAGUAUGUCCGGAUCGAAUGGCACCACAACGCCUGUCGAUGUUGAGGGCAAGGAAUGA
Penicillium maclennaniae is the source of this 2925-nucleotide messenger RNA. RefSeq names its product phosphatidylethanolamine N-methyltransferase. The transcript has 4 exons. The coding region runs from base 1 to 2925 and encodes 974 amino acids. The record is from RefSeq and is a predicted model, not a curated record. Gene Ontology annotation, biological process: phosphatidylcholine biosynthetic process. Lineage: Eukaryota; Fungi; Ascomycota; Eurotiomycetes; Eurotiales; Aspergillaceae. Gene Ontology annotation, molecular function: phosphatidylethanolamine N-methyltransferase activity.